This is a messenger RNA of Arabis nemorensis, 1266 nucleotides long. The record is from the annotation of a GenBank genome assembly. Lineage: Eukaryota; Viridiplantae; Streptophyta; Magnoliopsida; Brassicales; Brassicaceae.
AUGGAGGACCGUGUGAGAUUUAUAUGCAAAAGAACCGUGGUGAGUACUAAACCGGUUGAACCAGGGCAAUUAUAUCGGUUAUCAGUAUUGGACCACAUCAUGGAACCGAACCACAUCCGUCUGGUACACUAUUACCGAUCUUCCAAAAUCAGGGAACCGGGAGAGAUCACAAAAAAACUAAGGGAAUCAUUAGCAUACACCCUCAAUUGUUAUCCGAUAAUGACCGGGAGGUUGGUUAAGGAAAUUGAUGGUACGGAAGAGAAGGAUCAGGAGCUAAACCGGCAGUGGAAGGUGAGGAGCAACGACGCAGGGGUUAGGAUGGUGGAGGCUAGAACGACCGGGACGGUUGAUGAAUGGCUUAGGAGUGUAAAUAAAGAAGAAGAGCUCAAGCUUGUUCAUUGGGAAGACAUGUACCAUCUUCCUUAUUAUUGGUCUACAUUUUAUGUUCAGGUGACUGAGUUUGAAAGUGGUGGGUUAGCUAUUGGGUUAAGUUGUAGCCAUCUCUUAGCUGAUCCAGUUUGUGCAAUGAUGUUUGUUCGAGCUUGGGCAGAUUUAACUCUGACUCGAAACAUGAUGGGUCCACCACUCUACCACCCGCUCCCGCCUCGCCGGUUCACUAACCAUAGACUCUCUAAUAACAACCAACUGCUUAGCCAUUACAUCAAAUCUUGCUCCAUCACGGCUCAACCGUCAAACGUGACCGAGGACCCUAUAUUCACUGUUACUCUUCUGUUCCCGGAGCCGCUACUCCGGGCAGGGGAGAGCGAGCCAGGGCUUUCGCCAUUUGAGGUUUUGGCUGGACUCUUUUGGGUAUGUGUGAGUGGAGCCAAAGGGAAGAGAAACGAGCUCAUGGACAUGUCCUUGUGCUUUGACGUUAGGAAAGUAUUGCGUUUAGACAAAAGCUAUUUUGAGAUUCAGAACAUAACCAAGAGACUAGACUACGACGCGGUCAUGGACUUGAUCGAGUGGCUCGGUAGCAGUAACAAUCCAAUAUCCAACGGUUCGGAUCUCGUGUGUACUAAUCUAGAGAACAUGGUGAAUUCGCAUCCCAUGAUCUUCGAGAAAGAUUUGAUUUUGAGCCAUGUGUCUUGCUAUGUUGAAGGGCCUGUGGCCGGAGGUGGACAGGUCAUAGUGCUUCCUUCACGGUCCGGUGAGGGACCAAUGAGCCGAGUGGUUAUGGUCAGUCUCCCUCAAAGAGAGAUGGUUAAGGUUCUAGAGAAUGAGCUUCUUCAAAGCUUUUCUCCGUUCGAUGCUAAGCUUACAUGA